GAUUUCCGGUUCCUCUGUCAAAUCACUUAGUUAGCAAAACAGCUAUCUAGCCUGUGUGUGUUAGCUGGGUGACAGCUCGGAAAACCUCUGGCCGUACGGAGAGAAGUGGAUCCGCCUGGAGGCUGACAUCUCCCCCCCGGUGAACACCUCGCAGCGGACGACUCGACCUCGGAUGGCAGCAGCAGCAGCACUGGUCGUCGUGGGACCCACAUAGAGAACGAGGGACUCAGGUUCUACCUCCAGGUGAUGAGCGUCAACCCCUUCUGGAGCAUGUCUACCAGCACCAGUCGCAAGCAGAGAGCUGACGAUGGGGAGGAGCAGGGCAGCCAGGGCGAGCCCCGGGCCAGCCCCGCCCGCCUCUCCUUCGGGAAGAAGCAGCUCCCGGCCAUCCCCAAGAACGCCGCCCCCGUCACCAAGCUGACCGCCACGGCCAUGGUGCCGCCGGCCACCAACGGCACGCACGCCUCCUACGGGCCCUUCUACCUGGAGUACUCACUGCUGGCCGAGUUCACACUUGUGAUAAAGCAGAAGCUGCCAGGAAUAUACGUCCAGCCGUCCUAUAAGUCUGCAUUAAUGUGGUUCGGAGUGAUCUUCAUCAGACACGGCCUGUACCAGGACGGCGUCUUUAAAUUCACUGUGUACAUCCCGGAUAACUAUCCCGACGGGGAGUGUCCUCGAGUGGUCUUCGACAUCCCAGUCUUCCAUCCACUGGUGGACCCAGUCUCCGGCGAGCUUGACGUCCGCAGAGCGUUUACUAAAUGGAGACGGAACCACAACCACAUCUGGCAGGUGUUGAUGUAUGCGCGUACGGUGUUCUACAAGAUCAACACCACGGAGCCAUUGAACCCAGAAGCUGCUGUGCUGUAUGACAAAGAUGUACAGCUGUUCAAAAGUAAGGUGGUGGACAGCGUGAAGCUAUGCAACAGCCAUCUCUUUGACCAACCCAAAAUCGACGAUCCAUAUGCAAUAAGUUUCUCUCCGUGGAACCCGGCUGUCCACGAUGAGGCCAAGGAGCGCAUGUUUGCCCAUAAAAGAAGACCAGAAGAUCAGCACAAGGGAGUCCAGGUGACCGGCCUCUCCUGGGUGAAGCCCGGAUCCACACAGCCUUUCAGCAAGGAGGACAACUCUCCCCAGAGCUGAGCCUGCAGUUACCACACGGCGGCCACCAGAGGGAGACAGGGAGCAGAGCGCUGUCCCACCGUUAGCCUCGGCUGUUCCUGUGACCCUCAGCACUUGGGUGGACUCGUUUAACUUGACUUAAUUGCUCAGCUUUAAAAGACUUUUAGGCAUCUGCCCAGACAGCUUUAGAAUAAGGACACAUCUUCGGUAUUGUAUGUAAAUCGAUGACAACUGGAUGUCUUAGAAAACAUUAUCGGCUGCAAUGCAAUCAAAGAGCUCUUUCCUCAUUUCAGUCGUAGGGACCCCUGCAUAUGGUUUGGGUUAGGUUGAUUACUGUGCCACCCAGAAGGUGCUGAGACGUGAACUAGUUAAAGUAAACUGCGUAUAUAAUGCAGUGUGUGGCCGACUUGCGGCCAUCGGCCCCGACGUAUAAUUGACAGGAAUCAGAAUGUUUGAUGGGAUGACUCUGUAAUAGUUCAAUUUUUUUUUCUAUCUUUAAGACUUUUUUCCAUUUUGGUUUUUCUUAAAUUUUUCUGUUAACGAGUCCGUCUUAAAUAGUUCAUAAUAUAUUUAUAUCAAGCAGGCAAAGUACUUUUUUUUUUAAAUGCUAAAUUAAAUAAUCACAUUUAUUUUGCUCAUUUAAAAUGUUUGAGUUACCCUUAAUGAGUUCAUUAAAGGUUUGGUGUGAGUGUGUAUAUAUUCGAUGCUGUGGUUUCAUAACAUGGGUGUUUUGGGCCCAAGUGUCUCAAAUAUGCCCAAAACUAUUUUCCAUAUACAUUUUUGCAGUGAACAUUCUGAGAAAUGUGUUCAUGGAACAAUGAAUGAGAACUUAUUUUUUUUGAAGCUCAGACAUAUUUUGCUUUGACCCGUGACCUGUUGGGGGGGCCCGGUCAAACUGAGAGGCAGCCAUUCAACAUUGAGUGAUACAUGCAAGCUCUCUUUAUACAUGCUGAUUUGCAUUUAAAGGAAACUACUUUCACACGAAUGACUGCAAGGAUGCUUUUAGGAAAUGUGAGAUUCGAUUAUUUUUUUCUUUCUCAAAUAAAAGGUAUGAAAUACA
This is a messenger RNA of Gadus macrocephalus (Pacific cod), 2179 nucleotides long. It is a transcript of the gene aktip, whose product is annotated as akt interacting protein. The coding region runs from base 247 to 1140 and encodes 297 amino acids. NCBI's taxonomy places the organism in Eukaryota, Metazoa, Chordata, Actinopteri, Gadiformes, Gadidae. The record is from RefSeq and is a predicted model, not a curated record. The transcript is spliced from 10 exons.